AUGGGUCAGGGUGACUGUGAGGCCAGGAGAAUGCGAUGCUACGGCCACAUCCUCAACCUGGUGGCACGAGCUCUCCUUUUUGGUGCUGAUCGCGAAAUCUUUGAGGCCGAGUCACUCUUCUACCAGACUGUCCAACAUGAGGAGGAAGAUCUAAGACUAUGGAGGAAGACUGGGCCUGUUGGCAAGCUUCGCAACAUCGUCAGGUUCAUCAGGGCUUCCCCUCAACGAUCUGAGCGAUUCAAGAAAGCAGCCCAAGAGGUUGAUGCUGGGUCAGAUUUCGAGCUAUUUACCCAGGGGUCUCGGGAGUCAAACCUCCUCCUCAACAACGAGACGAGAUGGAAUUCCACAUACCUCAUGAUCCAUCGAGCUCUUCAAAAGAGGGCAGAAAUGGAGACCUACGUCAACUGGGUCCAGGAGCAGGAUGACGCCCAUAAGAGAAUACCUGACGAUGACAUCCUUUCUUCAGAGGACUGGAAAGUCUUGGUUGAAGUUACGUCUAUCCUUGAGCCAUUCUACCUUCAGACGAAGAGGACGGAGGGAUGGGGUAGGGGGGAUGGGCAUGGUCGUCUCUGGGAGGUCAUGACUGGCAUGGAGUAUCUUCUUGAACAUCUUGAGGAUUGGAAGAAUCUGUAUAAUUCUGUUCUCUAUCCUGUUGCUUUUCAGCAGGAAGAAGAGUCUACGAUCGAGCUGGCUGCUGAGGAAGACUCCCAACCAUCACAGACUCGGCAUCGCUACUUCCGCAACAUGUAA
Molecule: messenger RNA, 750 nt
Organism: Colletotrichum spaethianum
Lineage: Eukaryota; Fungi; Ascomycota; Sordariomycetes; Glomerellales; Glomerellaceae
Product: zinc finger CCCH domain-containing protein 45
Exons: 2
Coding region: 1-750 (249 amino acids)
Source: RefSeq, a predicted model, not a curated record